Seminavis robusta is the source of this 1119-nucleotide messenger RNA. NCBI's taxonomy places the organism in Eukaryota, Bacillariophyta, Bacillariophyceae, Naviculales, Naviculaceae. The record is from the annotation of a GenBank genome assembly.
AUGACGCGAUCAUCGCCUGAUGUAUCCACCACACGCUCCCUCAUUACUUUGACACUGCUUUUCGUGUCAAACCACGUCGCUAAGGCCGAAGACUUUGGGCAAGCCUUUAGUCACACACAGAACGGGAAGAACAAUGGAGAUGAGACCUACAUUAUCAUUUCUUUCUCGGCCUUUCUGGCCUUUUGCAUUCUCUCCGUGGUGGCCACUAUAGCCUAUUUCUCGACCCUCGAGGAUAGACUCAUGAAACGAUAUCUGCAAGAGGGGGAAGUCAUUGAAGCUGUGGUUGUUUCGGCAGAGUUUAAGAGGUUUGGCAAAGCAGCAUGGGGAUCUUCCGACAAAGAUGCAAUGGCAACGGAGUACGUUCUCUUUGUUGAGUACAAUAAACCGAUUGCCGAGGGGAGCUACAUGACAAAAGUUCGAAAGCAAAUAAAGGCCAAUGAAGACGAUGUGGUCUGGAGACGAAGGGGUUUGGUGCCCUGUUAUUCCAACACGUGUGAUCAAUGCGAAGAAUCGAUACCACUGGAUUCGCCGUUGCAGGUUCAGAGAAUGCUCCAAAUGCUCCACGAUGAUGAAGAGGCCAAGAAGAAUCCCGAUGGUAUUGGAAAGAUUGACAUGGUAGUGCUACCAAACUUUCACAAGUCCGGUGUCUCACGACGGCAGGUCGAACGUGCCAAUGGCAGUCGCCAUCGCCUCUCCACCGCGGCGCUGAUUCUCUCAGGGCUUGGUCUUUCGGCAUUUUGCAUUCGAUUGGCAGCCGAAGCUAUUUCCAUCAGUCACAUUAUCGACGAGGGCACUACUAGCACGAACACCGUCACUUUGUAUAUUGCCCUUGCUUUUGCUGGGCUGGUUUUAGUGGAAAUUGUGCUGGUCCAUUGCUGCCUGCACAAGGCAUUUGUGGAUGCCCUGGAGGAGGAGUACUUGAAGAGCGGGGACCUGAUUCCCAUUGACGAAGACGACUCUUCUCUGUCCACCGGCAGCGAUUUCUUCCUAGGCAAGGCUAUCCAAGCACACGCCGCCAGGAAUUUGGCCAUCAAUGGUAGCGGUGGAUUUUCUCCAGUGAUUCAUCCACCCAAUCAAGUUUUCCCCACAUCUCGAGUUCCCUCGACUGUCAAUAUAUAG